Aplysia californica (California sea hare) is the source of this 309-nucleotide messenger RNA. Its product is annotated as thymidine kinase 2, mitochondrial. Gene Ontology annotation, molecular function: ATP binding; deoxynucleoside kinase activity. Gene Ontology annotation, cellular component: mitochondrion; cytoplasm. Gene Ontology annotation, biological process: nucleobase-containing compound metabolic process. NCBI's taxonomy places the organism in Eukaryota, Metazoa, Mollusca, Gastropoda, Aplysiida, Aplysiidae. The record is from RefSeq and is a predicted model, not a curated record.
GAUGUUGAGGCUCAAGAGACGGUGGUGGAAGGGAACAUUGCCAGCGGAAAGUCCACGCUAUUGGACUACUUCAAGGACAACAGCAACUGUGAGGUAGUCCCAGAACCGUUGGACCAAUGGCAGAAUGUCAACGGCGAAAACCUUUACGAUCUCGUCCACAAGGACGCGGCCCGCUGGGGCGCCACCACACAGAGCUACAUCCAGCUGACCAUGGCCCAGUCACACGUCCGGCCGCAGACGGAGCGAGUUCGACUGAUGGAGAGAUCACUUUUCAGCGGGCGAUAUUGUUUUAUUGACAAUCUGCUUCAA